Messenger RNA from Didymodactylos carnosus, 5553 nucleotides. Lineage: Eukaryota; Metazoa; Rotifera; Eurotatoria; Philodinida; Philodinidae. The record is from the annotation of a GenBank genome assembly.
AUGACUAGGCGUUCGCCAUUUGAUAAUAAUACACGUGACGGAUACACUAGAAUAAGAGAAGAACAACGCGGAAGUGGAUUUAUACAUGGGAAUAGUUCAAGACCCCAAACGUUUAAUACCCAUUCACAACAAAAUUCAGGUUCAGCAAAUAACCGCCAACAAGAAAGUUCUAUACAAAAUGAAACCAGAUACGGUGGCGGACGUGGUAACAAUAUUCGAGCUACUUCUGGGGGAGUGCGACAUACAAAUCGACGUCAAGUAUUGAGAACACAACCAUCGUCUCUUUCAAACAGUACAACUGGUGGAAAAACAACAGAAAAGGCAUCCGAUUUACCACACAUAGGCUACAAUAUGUUACUUGAAAUGUCAAAUAAAGAGCCAGAUAUUCUGAUUAUUGAUGUGUUGCGUCCGUAUUUUCAAUUUAAAACAUUUUUGAACGAUGAUCGAAUGAAAAUAAAAUACGAUUGGAUAAAAACCAUGACAGAUAUUUUAGAAAAAAUCAUUUCAUGCACUGAACAACGUGAACGUGUUGCGCAAAUCUUAUCUAUGAUAUUAGGAUCAAAAUAUUUGGAUGGUGUUCAUGAAGAAAUUAGAAAACCCGAUAAUAAAACAAAACAGUUAAAAUAUGAUUUUAUUCAUUCGUUUUUAAAGAUUAGUGAUUACAUGUUAACUAUCAUGCCUCAUAGUGAAAAUGAUCUCAGUAAAAUUAUCGAACGUGUACAAGUUACAUUACCGAAAAUGAUUGAAAGUGAGAACGUUCAAAAUAUUAAAUUGUUACUCGACAAGGUUCUUGCAAAUUCCACCGCAAUUUAUGAACGGAAACAACAACAAACAAGUUCAAAAGCUACAACUCAUCAUCAUAAUUCACUUGGACCACCACCAAAUAACUAUCGUGACUUAAGUGUGAUACCAACAAUGAAUGAAAUAUUAGAACAACAAACAGUCUAUUUACGAGAAAAUAUCAUUAACGGUGUUUAUGAAUCAGCCGACCAUUAUUUAGAUGUCCAUUUUCGUUUGUUACGUGAAGAUUUUGUUGAACCGUUGAGAGAAGGAAUAGAUCAUUUUAUUUGUGCAAAAGAACAGCGUAAUUUGAAUGUUCGAAUAUAUAAAAAUGUACGAAAUUUAGGACCUAGAAUAACAAAAUCGAGUUUAGUCUAUGAAAUCCAAUUAGACCCACAGACAACAUCAAAAAUUUAUUGGGAGAAUAGUCGACGACUUAUUUAUGGAAGUUUAUUAGCAAUUACAAAUGACGGAUUUAAAACAUGUGCUUUGGUCACGGUUGAAGAUCGUACAGAUAUCCAAAAGAAUUCAACUCUAUUUGUUCGUGGUCAUUAUGGAAUAAAUUACAAUGCCAAUCAUCUCCAUAUUUCUCAAUUGCUAUUGUCUAGUCAAUUAACAAUGUUAGAAACAACUGCCUAUUUCGAAAGCUAUCGUCCCGUUCUUUCUGCUCUUCAACAAAUCCAAGCUGCUCAAUUUCCAUUAGCACCAUAUAUAUUGAAGUUAGAUAAAGAUGUUAUACCACCAUCUUACGUUAAUGCUACAACAAAGUACGAUUUUACGCCAUUAUUAGUCAAACCAAAUGCACGUGUAACAACAACAACAGCAAUGGGUGGCCAAUUCAAUAUUCAAUAUUCUGAAAAUGUACAACGAACCUAUACAUCUGUUACAUUAUUAAAUAAAGAUGAAUGGCCAACAAGUGAACAAAUGAAACUAAAUUCAUCACAACGUGAUGCACUUGAACUGGCAUUAACCAAAAAAGUUGCACUUAUACAAGGACGUCUGAUACGUGUCGGUGGCCGAUGUAAAAAUCCUGUUAUUCAGCCGUUUUCAUUGAUAGAAGCGCGAAAGCGUUCUCGUGAACAUCGUCUAACACCUAGACAUUUAUUUGAACAAAAACGUCAAAUAAUGAAUAAAAAACAUGAUGCUGAAAAAGCAGUGCAAGAGAAAGAAGCACUUAUCAAACAAUCAAAGACAAAUAUUUUACGUUUAUCACUAUUAAUGACUGAAAAUAUAAUUGAUGUUGAUCAUUGGACAUCAUUAUUAUCAAGGAAUAGGGGCUCUUUAUCGGAAACAGUUCUUAUUGACUGGCUCGGUAUAGGAACGAACGUUUUUGACGAUGAUGAAAGCAACAAUUUACUUGAAGUAAUUGAAAGCGAUAUUCCAAUUCCAAUUAUUCCAAAAUUAUUAAUGGGCCAAGGCAAACCAGAUCAAGAAGCAGAGGAUCGGCGACAGUUAGAAGAGGCUAUUCGCAUGUCGCUAGAAACGAAUGACAUACAGCUUGAAUCGAUACAAAAUGACCAAGAAGAUCAAAAUGAAGAGGAAGAAGAAGAGGAAAGACGACGUUUGGAGGAUGUAGAAAUCGAUGAGGAAUUUCAUUCGUUUUCAUCAAAAUCAUCGUUAUCGUCACAGUCUUCUGUAACAUCAGAAGAUGUUAAUGUUGGUGAAGCAAAUGAUAAAGAGUACGAAUGGCACUCCGCUAUGAAGAAUAGAAAACGAAAACAAUUAAUAUCUAAAAUAAUCAAUACACGUACAACGUUAACGGAUGAUGAUGUUGAACAAAUUCACGAAAAUUUAUGGAAUUUGUCAAUGAAACAACGUCGUAAUUUGUAUCAAUAUUGGCUGUCAAAAUUUCAACAAAACUGUGCCGAUUUAAUUGAACAUGGUCGAAAAUUAUUUGAAGAAUGUUCUCGAGAAUAUCUUGAUUAUUUAAAACUUGAAGAUUAUCAAAUAUUGAAAGAUGCUGUCAUUGUAGCAAUGACGACAACAUGUGCAGCACAAUAUUUCAAUGUUUUACAAAGAUUAGGUAGUAAAAUAGUGAUCGUAGAAGAAGCAGCCGAAAUAUUUGAAGCACAUGUUAUAUGUUCAUUGAGUCCACAAUGCGAACAUUUAAUAUUAAUUGGAGAUCAUGUUCAAUUGCGUCCAAAUCCAACAGUUUAUCGAUUAGCAAAAACAUUUAACAUAGAUGUAUCUCUUUUUGAGCGUUUUGUUCAAAAUAAAUUUCCGUCUGUUCGAUUAAAUAUACAGCAUCGAAUGCGACCAGAAAUAUGUGAAUUGAUGAAACAUUUUUAUACUGAUUUAGAAAAUCAUGAUAGCGUUAAAACUGAACGUGAACAAAUAGUGGGAAUUAAAGAUAAUUUAUUUUUUAUUAAUCAUUCAUAUAAUGAGGAAAUUGUUAGUGAAGGAAGUUCAAGAAGUAAUCCAUAUGAAGCACAUUAUAUCGUUGAAUUAGCCUAUUACUUAAUUAAGCAAGGUUAUACAACAUCACAGAUAACAAUAUUAGUGAUGUAUUUGGGACAACGACAACUAAUUGUAAAAUUAACAAGACAACGUCCAUUGUUAAAAGGGAUAAAAACAAUGACAGUCGAUAAUUAUCAAGGUGAAGAAAAUGAUAUUAUUCUGUUGUCAUUGGUUCGAAACAAUUCAACAAAUGAUAUUGGAUUUUUAAAAAUAAAAAAUCGAAUAUGUGUAGCACUGUCACGAGCGAGAUGUGGAUUUUAUAUUUUUGGAAAUUUACGCAUGUUACAAGAAGCUAAUGAAAUGUGGAAAAAUAUUGCAACAACAUUAAUUGCGAUGGACGCCGUUGGAAAAGCAUUACGUCUUGUUUGUGCUCGUCAUCCAGAUGAUUUAUUUUUUGCCGAUUCUCCACAAUCAUUUUUAAAACGACCAGAAGGCGGCUGUGAUAAAAUGUGUGAUGCACGAUUAAAAUGUGGCCAUCAAUGUGUUCUAUGUUGUCACAAUUAUGAUCAACAACAUGAAAAGAUUGAAUGUAAAAAACAGUGUAAUGAUCGUUUGCCUUGUGGGCAUUUAUGCAAUCGUUUAUGUAGUCAUACUGGAAAACAUGGUCCAUGUCGUGUCAUGGUUGAAAAGGUCAUUGCUGAUUGUGAUCAUUCAGUGAAAGUUCAAUGUUCAGUGAUACCGUCAAGAAACGAUUGUAAACAAUUAGUUCCUGCACGUUUACCAUGCGAUCAUUUAGCAGAUGUACUAUGUAAUAUUAAAGAAACAAAAUCCUAUGAUUUGAUCGAAUGUAAAGCACCGUGUCAGAAAGAAUUAUCGUGUGGUCAUCGGUGUAGUGGAUCAUGUGGAAAAUGUCAAUACGGACAGUUGCAUGUACCUUGUCAACAACGAUGUGAUCGAUCAUUACUGUGUGGUCAUGUUUGUAAACAGCCAUGUAGCAAAAAUUGUCCACCAUGUUCGCGAAAAUGUGAAAAUUGUUGUGUUCAUUCACGUUGUUCAAAGAUUUGCUCGGAACAAUGUGUACCAUGUAAAGAGCCGUGUGUCUGGCAUUGUGAACAUAUUCAAUGUAAUAAAUUAUGUUUUGAACCGUGUAAUAGAGAACCAUGUAAUAAACCAUGCAAAAAAUUAUUGGAAAAAUGUCGUCAUCCAUGUAUUGGUCUUUGUGGUGAACCGUGUCCGCCACAAUGUCGAAUAUGUCAUCGUAAUAUUGUAAGAGAAAUAUUUUUCGGAACAGAAGAUGAAGAUGAUGCUCGUUUUGUUAUGUUAUCCGACUGUCCACAUUUCUUUGAAGUCACCAGUCUUGAUCGUUAUAUAAAUGAUUUUAUUUCAAAACAAAAUACUACUGAUGAUCAAGGAAAAUCAAUUCGUUUACCAGAAUGUCCAAAAUGUAAGAAACAAAUUCGUCGUUGUACAAGAUAUAAUCGUACUGUAAAUGAAAUUCAAACAUGGAUAGAAAAAGUAAAAAUAAAACAACAAAAUGGAAAUACAGCUGAUCAAAUAAAAAAACGUCGUGAAAAAUUAACAUUAUCUAUUCAAGAUUGUAUUAAAACUUAUUCUCAUGAAUAUAUUGAUUCUUAUCGAAAUUUGUUUAAAAUAUUAUCACCCACACAUCCACACAAAUAUUUAAAUUCAGAAGAACUCGAUUAUAUUGAAAAUACUUGUAAAUUUUUAGAUGAAAUGAAUCGAUUAUUAGAUAAUGCUAAAAAAAAUCUACAUUCAACAACCAUUCCUCAAUAUCAACAAGUUAAUCGUUAUUUAGUUAAACUUAAUGCAUACAUGUUUAAUUGUUCAUCUCGUUAUGUUCCACAACAAUUAAGUGAUAUUCGUCAUGAAUUACAUCGAAUAGAACGUUUUAUUUUUAUUGUAUCAUUAUUGAAACAAGUUAAUGAACCACCAACAGCAAGAACAUUGAAAAUGAAUGAAAAAGAAACAUUGGAUGAAUUACGAACAUUAACAACUAAAUAUGAACAAUUUACAGAUCAAGAUUGUGAACGAUUUGAUUUAUUACGUGAACAAGUUAAACAUCUAUCAAAUAUAAUUGGUCUGGCUAUUACCGAUAAAGAACGACUUGAAAUUGUUGGUGCAUUAAAUUUACAACGAGGACAUUGGUUUAUCUGUCCCAAAGGUCACCCGUAUAUCAUUACCGAAUGUGGUGGUGCCAGUCAACGAAGUCGGUGUCCAGAAUGUAAUUCAGAAAUUGGUGGUGAAAAUCAUCGACUUCUUUCGACAAAUCGACAUUUUAGUUUAAUGGAUAAUUCAUCGCAUGCAGCCUGGUCAGAAGAAGCUAACGUGGCAAAUGGCCCAGAUCCCUUAUUCUAA